Messenger RNA from Cavenderia fasciculata, 2223 nucleotides. RefSeq names its product exocyst complex subunit 3 (gene exoc3). The transcript has 5 exons. Gene Ontology annotation, biological process: exocyst localization; exocytosis. The coding region runs from base 1 to 2223 and encodes 740 amino acids. Gene Ontology annotation, molecular function: SNARE binding. Gene Ontology annotation, cellular component: exocyst. The record is from RefSeq and is a predicted model, not a curated record. NCBI's taxonomy places the organism in Eukaryota, Evosea, Eumycetozoa, Acytosteliales, Cavenderiaceae.
AUGGAUGUAUCAUCACUUGUACCUUUAGAAGGGUUAGAUGAUGCAAAUGCUCAAUUGGUAGCUAUCAAAAAGAUUGAAGCUCACUUUUCAAUGAUUGAUAGUCUUGCAACCAUCACCAAUCAUAAACAAUCAUUAAUACAACAAAAGAAAACAAUUGAAGCUCAAAUUAAAAAUGAAGCAAAUGGAGAACUUGAAAGAGCAAAAAAAGGAUUAGAAAUAUUAACAAAAUCAUUUGGUAGAAUAGAGAAUAUGGGAGGUAGUUUUGAUCAGACGGUAUCAUUGUGUCACGAGACAUCAAGUUUGAUUGGAUACUAUCCAAUGAUUAAAAAGGUGAAUACAUGUCGUGUCAACCUCAUGUCCAUCUUGAAAGAGGUCGAUCGUUUACUCACCAUACCCGAAAAGGCGUUAGAGAUUGAACAAUUGAUGGAGAAUGACAUGAACAUUCUCAUUGUACAUAAAAAACUAAGAGAAUUGGAACGACUACACAAAAAGGCUUUAAAACAAUUUGAAUCAAACGACGAUGAAUUGGAAGCCAUCAAAGAGAUGUUUUCAACGGUACCAGAGUUGGGGUAUCGUUUUGAAAACAAACUAUGGGAUUUGGUUAGCAAUUCUGUACAUAUGGCUAAAAAGGAUGGAAACAGACCUGUUAUUGUAAAGGUUGCUCAAAUUGUAGAACGUGAAAAGAUUCACGAACAAAAAGCCAAAGAACGUAGUAAAUUGUCGUCUAGUGAGAGUAUGGAAGAUGAUCAUCUAACUGGUGCCUAUGGUGAUCGGUUUAUCGAAGUGUUGGGUCAAUCGAUUGCCUCACGAUUCGAACCAAUGUUUUUAACUUGUCAAACAGAUUUGGUUCAAACUCUUCGAGAAGUCAACAAAAUGGUCGAUGAAUUGGAUGUAGUUAUGGAUGUAGUAGGUGAAUGUUAUCCUCCCUCUUAUGAUUUAUUCAAUUACUAUGUUAAAGAAUAUCAUAGUAAAUUCUAUUCACUAUUUGGUUCUUUCUCUAAUCUUGUUGAAAGUGGUGUAUCUGGUGAUGCCUAUCUUGCAAGACAAUCAAUUCCUUCUGCUCAUAUUUUAAUGUUAGUUGAAUGGGUAAUUAAAGAAUAUAGUAGAAAAUUAAGUAGAUUAGGAAUUCAAGACAUGUCACCACCAUUAUUAGAAUCAUUGGAUCCACUUAUAAAGAUUUAUAAAUUACAUAUCAAAGGUUUGAUGAGAGAUUGGUGUGAUAAUAUUUUGGUAGAGGAUAAUCAAAAGAAACCACAGGUUAUUGACCAACAGUAUUUCACAUCGGCACCAGUCGAUCUUUUUGAAAGUGUUGGAUCACAAUUGGAUAUUGCUCAAGCUACCAAAUGUCAAAAAUUGGUGGUUGGUGUCAUGGAAGAGGUGAUCAACGCACUCGCCUAUUUCCAACAACAAAAUGUUAAACUACUCGAAGAGAGAAACCACGAGAUCAAAUUUGAAAAUGUCAUUGCCGCCGUCAACAAUAAUAGUAGAAACUAUGAUUUCACCCAAGAUCUAGUCGACAAGGUUUCAAACCUCUUGUCGGUCGAGUAUAUGGCACAAUUAAAUUUUGAUCCUGUCUUGGAUGGCUUUUUAGGUGUUUCAAGUGUUGCCAUUAAAUCAUUGGCAGUUGUCAUGUUUAGAGAUCUAGAAGAUACCAUUAAAAAAUUCUAUACUGCCGAAUGGUAUCAAGAAGAUCAAAUGCAACUCAUCAUAAACACCAUAGACGAUUACUUUAAAAAUGAUAUUCAAAAAUAUAUUCUAGAAAAUUAUAUGAAAAGAUUAUCACUUUUAUGUUUGGAUACUUUAAUUGAAAUGAUACUUACACAAUUAAUUUCUGGAGGAAAUAAGAUUGAUAUUAAUCAAUUUGAAAAGUUAAUGAGUAGUGAUUGUGAUAAAAUGUUGGAUUUCUUUAAAAAAUAUUUACGUAUUUCGCUUGCAACAUCUCGUAUUCAAGUAUUGGAAGAUUUUAAAAAUAUGUUAACUUGUGAUGGAGGUGAUAUGAUUCCAGUCUAUUUUAGAUCAAUUAUUAAUACACACAAGGACGUAAAUGAUCGUGUUGUGGAAUUGGUUAUUCAACAAAGAGCUGAUUUGUCAAAACAAAAGAUCAAUGAAACAUUACAAUCGUGUCGUGAAACAAUAGCCAAAGUUGUAGAUCCAAAUCAACCAGCUCCAACAGGUAUCUUUACUAAAAUGAAUAUUUAUACAAAGAGUUGGUUUGGUAGAUAA